Panonychus citri (citrus red mite) is the source of this 1264-nucleotide messenger RNA. RefSeq lists its product as uncharacterized. The record is from RefSeq and is a predicted model, not a curated record. The transcript has 2 exons. Gene Ontology annotation, biological process: nucleocytoplasmic transport. Gene Ontology annotation, molecular function: structural constituent of nuclear pore. Gene Ontology annotation, cellular component: nuclear pore. NCBI's taxonomy places the organism in Eukaryota, Metazoa, Arthropoda, Arachnida, Trombidiformes, Tetranychidae. Bases 163 to 747 code for a protein of 194 amino acids.
AAACAAUUAGAUCUGAUACUUGGAUCGGAAGAUAUUUGAUUCCGAUCCUUUUGGUUGGAUUUCCAAUUCAAUUGUUGUUGUUUUGAGUUAAUUUUUUAAUUUGUUACAUUUAAUUGUCUCGGGUUUUGUUUUUAUUGAUUGUUAAUUAUUAAUUCUUUGGCCAUGACAUCUAUAAAAGAGCGUGAAACUGUUCCUGAUGAAUUGAUGGCUUAUGUUGACAAUUUAAGGAGAUUUAUUAAAGAUCAGAAAAUGAUACGAGAAGAAAAUUGUUGUCAAAGAUUUACCAUUGAACCUAUUGUCCAAAUUGAAACGGAAAUGGAUGAAAAUAUAAAAGCCAUUCUACCCAAAUUAGAAAUUGAAAUUCAACGAUGUUCCAAAACAGUUGAUUCAUUGAAAAAAGAAGCUCGUGAACUUUUACAUGAUGCCGAAAUGUCUUAUCGAUUGAGUAAAUCUGGUGUUGCGUUUAGGACAAUUUAUAGUUCACCGGAAAAUCUACAAUUUAAUAGUCCAUUUGUUGACAAAUAUUUCCAGGCUAAAAUAGAAAAAUUUGAGGAAAGAGUUAAAGUUUAUCAAGACCAGAUUAAAGAUCUUCAAACUCUUCUAAACACUUACAAUAAAUCACAUACACCAGAAGAAUUAUUCGCAAUAAUCAGACGUCAACAUGAAAUUCUCGUUGGAUUAUCAUCUCAAGUUUACGCUAUUCAAGAUUCUGUGUCUAAAAGUGGCCGUCCAGCUUUAAUUGCCUGAUCUCUACUAUUUCUAUCAUUUUGAUGAUCGGAUAACAACUGAGAACUAACUCACACAAUCAUCUAAAUUUCUCUCUGUUUACUCAAUCAAACUAAUCAACAACCCAAAGUAGAUGAUGAUUUGAGAGGCGACCAUCAAAUUACUCAUAAAAACUGAUAAGCUGAUUAAUCAGAUGCCCUCAAUGAUUAACUUUCUUUUUCUACCAUAAUGAUACAACAUUUGGUCAAAAUAUCUUCAAAAGCCUUUCCCAAGUAUCAAUGAAGAUUCCAAUUUCAAUUGUGAUAAAGAAAAAAACACAAACCGAGAGAGAGAAAAAAAUCAAGAACAAAAAAAAACAACAGAAAAAUGGUUGAUUCUUUAUCCAUGUUUAUCUGAUACAAUAUUAAUAUCUUCAUAAUAAUAAUAUUCCCCCUCCAUCUCUCAACAUGUAACAAUUGCCCCGCCAAAGUAAACAAGAUGAUUGUUAACUUAAUCGCGCUCUCAUGGUAACAUUGAUUAAAACUUGAUUAACCAUUUU